This is a messenger RNA of Penicillium oxalicum, 1434 nucleotides long. RefSeq names its product Cyclin-dependent kinase 11B. Gene Ontology annotation, cellular component: nucleus. Gene Ontology annotation, molecular function: cyclin-dependent protein serine/threonine kinase activity; ATP binding. The record is from RefSeq and is a predicted model, not a curated record. Gene Ontology annotation, biological process: protein phosphorylation; regulation of mitotic cell cycle. The transcript is spliced from 2 exons. NCBI's taxonomy places the organism in Eukaryota, Fungi, Ascomycota, Eurotiomycetes, Eurotiales, Aspergillaceae. Bases 1 to 1434 code for a protein of 477 amino acids.
AUGUCGGCUUCCAAAUCGCGGUGGGCAGACGACGAUCCAGAAACCGAAGCCAUUGUCGCUCAGCGCAAGCGCGAGAAGGAGGAGAAGCGCCGCGCCAAGGCCGAGAAACAACGUCAGCUGGAGGAAGCUAGCAAAGCUCAAGCUUCAGCGGCAGCUCCUCCGGAUCCAAGCAGCUCCAGCCAAAAUGCCAAUGGGGAACCAGGACCCCCCAAAAAGCGGCGAAGAUUAUCCAACGACCCCGAUGCGCCGUCUGCGGAAGAUGAAGUCUCGACAAGCGAGGGGGGAAAGAAGCAGUCGAGCCUGCUGAGGUUCCCAACCAGUGAAUGGGGACCGUGUCGGCAUGUCGACAACUUUGAACGCCUCAAUCACAUCGAAGAAGGAUCUUACGGUUGGGUUUCGAGGGCCAAGGACAUUACGACAGGAGAGAUUGUCGCGCUCAAGAAACUGAAGAUUGAGAACUCACCGGAUGGGUUUCCAGUAACGGGCCUACGAGAGAUACAGACAUUGUUAGAGGCGCGGCAUCAGAACGUUGUUUAUCUGCGUGAGGUUGUCAUGGGAAACAAAAUGGAUGAUGUAUUCUUGGUGAUGGAUUUCUUGGAGCAUGACCUGAAAACACUUCUCGACGACAUGCGCGAACCUUUCCUUCCUUCCGAAAUCAAAACACUACUGUUGCAGGUCGUCGGCGGCCUCGAAUUCCUACAUUCCCAGUGGAUCAUGCACCGUGAUCUCAAGACGUCCAACCUCCUCCUCAACAACCGGGGUGAAAUCAAGAUUGCCGAUUUCGGCAUGGCACGAUACUAUGGUGAUCCACCACCCAAGUUGACACAAUUGGUUGUCACGCUAUGGUAUCGAGCGCCGGAGCUCUUGCUCGGUGCAGACAAAUACGGCACAGAGAUUGACAUGUGGAGUAUUGGCUGCAUUUUUGGAGAGCUGCUCAUCAAGGAGCCUCUCCUUCAGGGGAAGAACGAAGUGGAUCAGGUAUCCAAGAUAUUUGCCUUGACCGGCCCACCUAACCAGCAAAUCUGGCCCGGCUUCCGCUCUCUCCCCAAUGCCAAAUCUUUACGCCUGCCGCCCACGCCAGCGACGUCGACACGGAACCCGCCACUGCUGCCUCGUUCCCGAUUCCCAUAUCUUACAAAUGCGGGACUAGAUCUUCUGUCGUCGUUGCUAGCGCUGAAUCCUGCUGUCCGACCAACUGCUCAGCAAUGUCUAGCGCAUUCCUACUUCCGAGAAGAUCCUCGCCCCAAGCCGAAAGAGAUGUUCCCUUCAUUUCCCUCCAAGGCUGGAAUGGAGAAACGCAGACGCCAUCAUACACCCGAGGCACCAAAGCAUGGACAAGACGCUCCCGAGCUGGACUUUGCGGGCGUCUUUGGUGGUGCCCCUGGAGGCGACGCGGGCGAGGCAGGUGCCGGCUUCUCUCUUCGCCUUGGAUGA